GGCGGGCCGAGUGCCGGCGCGGGUUGGUUGCGUCAACACCGGCUUACAUAGGGCGGAGUACGGCGUGUCCUUGGGCUCAGACGCCGGAGGGUGCGGGAGUUGCCGGGGUUGCGGUUACGCCGUGGGCGCAGCGUCAGUGGGGCGGCCGGCCGGACAGUACUGAAAAUGGGAGAUAUUGAGAAGGGCAAGAAGAUCUUUGUCCAGAAAUGUUCCCAGUGCCAUACAGUUGAAAAGGGAGGGAAGCACAAGACUGGACCCAACCUGAAUGGCCUAUUUGGGCGCAAGACUGGCCAAGCUGCGGGCUUCUCUUACACGGAUGCUAAUAAGAAUAAAGGUAUCACCUGGGGUGAGGAUACUCUGAUGGAGUAUUUGGAAAAUCCAAAGAAGUAUAUCCCAGGAACAAAGAUGAUUUUUGCGGGUAUCAAGAAGAAGUCUGAGAGAGCAGACUUAAUAGCAUACCUCAAAGAUGCCACUUCAAAGUAAAAGUUAUCUGCUGCCUUAUUUAUUUCACAAAGGAGAUGGCAAUGGAAAUGUCUGUGAGAUUGGUUUUUAAACUUUCUAUUUUUACAUGUGCUGUGUCUUGCCUAAAAAUCUGUCUCACCGGUCAGAUAUGGUGGGUCACUGGAGUACACACUUGUUUGGCAGCCAUUAACUUAAUGAAAACUAUGUAAUUGGGUUGAUUCAAAUUACUAUAAUGUUCAGUCAUUCUUGAUCGUAAAUUAAAAAACAAAUAAAUAAGCAUUUCCUGCCUCUUCAUUGUUUAAAAGAUAUCAAUUAAUAAUCAAAUGAGUAAUUAUCAACAGCAUAAUAGGUUUGACAGCCCAGCUCUUCCAGAUUAAAAAGCAGGGUGGUUUUUGGCAUCUUCCACCAUACAUCUUCUGUUACAUGACUUUAAAGAUUUUAAGAAAAAAACCAAAACAACAAAGGCUAAAAAAAAAACCCAACAAGAUAAUAUUUUUCUAAAUUUAAUCAGUGCUAGGUGUUGUGGUAUAUAUUAAUCUGUCUAAAGCUUGCAAUAAGAAUUCAUUUCAUCUGACUUCAGUACUAAUUGUGAAAUGGCAGUUGUGCCCCGCCACUUUUCUUUUAUCUUGGGGAAGCAUGUUACCUGAUUUAUCCAGCCUUUGACAGCUGCAUGCACCACUAGAGUAAAACUCCCCUUCAGAAACAUCUUCAGUUUUUUACAUGGUAUUGAGACUUUUUGUUCAGUAAAUCUUCCAAAACCAGCCAUUCUUGAUGUAACGAACAGAACAGAGAAACAUCCUGUUCUGGAAACGCGAGUGCUAAAGACCAACUGAGAGUUAUUAAAUCAUCUUAAUUCAGCAGAAGCAUUCACCUAAAAUCUAGAGUUUCAGAUGAAGGGGGGAUGAAUGCUGUGGUAGCCUACAAGGAAACAGUCUUCCUCUGUGCCUGGCUGUAGCUGAUGUCAUUACUUCUGAAGGUUCUGUUUCGCACAGUGUAAAGCGGUAUUUUUAAUGUUUUAACUGCAUUUUUUUCAUACUAAGUGAAUUGUUCAGAUGAAUGUAUUUACUGUGUACCAACAGUAAGGCAUAACUCAGAGCAAUCAAUACUGUAAAUUAAAAAAAAAAUUAAAAAUCUUGUUUGCUGUA
Messenger RNA from Calidris pugnax (ruff), 1607 nucleotides. RefSeq names its product cytochrome c. The coding region runs from base 166 to 483 and encodes 105 amino acids. Gene Ontology annotation, biological process: mitochondrial electron transport, cytochrome c to oxygen; mitochondrial electron transport, ubiquinol to cytochrome c. The record is from RefSeq and is a predicted model, not a curated record. NCBI's taxonomy places the organism in Eukaryota, Metazoa, Chordata, Aves, Charadriiformes, Scolopacidae. Gene Ontology annotation, molecular function: heme binding; electron transfer activity. Gene Ontology annotation, cellular component: mitochondrial intermembrane space. The transcript is spliced from 3 exons.